Cimex lectularius (bed bug) is the source of this 2616-nucleotide messenger RNA. RefSeq names its product TBC1 domain family member 20. Gene Ontology annotation, biological process: positive regulation of GTPase activity; endoplasmic reticulum to Golgi vesicle-mediated transport. The record is from RefSeq and is a predicted model, not a curated record. NCBI's taxonomy places the organism in Eukaryota, Metazoa, Arthropoda, Insecta, Hemiptera, Cimicidae. Gene Ontology annotation, cellular component: endoplasmic reticulum membrane. Gene Ontology annotation, molecular function: GTPase activator activity. Bases 263 to 1465 code for a protein of 400 amino acids. The transcript has 7 exons.
CAACGUUACCAUUACCAAAACAAACUGUCGCCAGCUGUUCCACACUUUCUUCACAUUUCGGUAUUAAUGACAAGUUACUCGCCUUUUUUCCAAAAUCAUUUCCUACCUUUCAAUUUCAAGUCGUUUUAGCAUAAACGCGUUUAAAAACAAAUCCCAUGAGUAGCUAAUCCAAUGUUUCCGUUCAUGGGCUAAAUUGUCAUAAAUGACAUUCAUUUUGUGCCUGAUUUUGUAACGUUUAACCAUUUCACUGAUUGUGAACAAAAUGGAAAGAGAAUCGAUGGAUGACGACUUCCCCAUGGAAUUGGACGAAGAGAACGGGUUCAGCCUCGUCGAAAAACCUCUCGAAACCGAACCGACGGAACUUAAUUUCAAAGAAGGCCCUCUGAGUGCAGAAUUUCGAAAGAAAGCAAACGAGAUACUUGAAUACCUUUCAAAAAAUGAAGUUAAAGUGGAAAAGUUACGAGAAUACGCUUUGAGCAAAGGUGGAUUUGUAUGUGAUGAUGUAAGAAAAAUAGGAUGGUCGAGGCUUUUAGAAAUCGAUCCAAACCCUGACAAUUUGUCACCCAACGACGAUUCCCUUCGAAGUCAUAGUGAAUUCACCCAAGUAGAGUUAGAUGUUAAUAGGUCAUUAAAAAGAUUUCCACCAGGCAUUCCUUACGAACAGAGGGUUGCUCUACAAGAUCAACUUACUGAUUUAAUUUUGAAAGUCAUUACUAAAUAUCCUCAUCUGAAAUAUUAUCAGGGUUAUCAUGAUGUAGCCAUAACAUUUCUUCUAGUUGUUGGUGAAGAAAUGGCAUUUAGAAUAAUGGAACGACUUUCCACAGAGCAUUUGAAAGAUUUCAUGGAACCAACAAUGGAAAAGACUCAACAUUUACUCAACUACAUUUAUCCACUAAUGGACAGACUGAAUCCAAAAGUUUGCUCUCACGUUCAAAAAUCCGGAGCAGGAACGAUGUUUUGUCUUCCUUGGUUCCUCACGUGGUUUGGCCAUUCACUUAAUCAUUACAAAGAUGUCGUAAGGCUUUACGACUUCUUCUUGGCAUCUCCCCCGAUGAUGUCAUUAUACCUUGCUGCGGCUAUUGUCGUGUACAGAGAAAAGGAUUUACUUGCUCAAGACUGUGAUAUGGCUAGUAUCCAUUGCUUUCUUUCUCAGUUGCCGGAUGAUUUGCCCUUUGAAAUCCUUAUCAGAAAUGCUGUGAAUUUGUAUAAUGAGUUUCCACCUGAAGAAGUGGAAGUUGAAGUUCUGGAAAGAGCCAAAAAAGAGCUGGAAGAGAGGAAAGCCGAGGAAGAGGCAAGGCAUAAAAGGCUUGCCAAACACCGUGGUCACAUAUUUCCCAGACGCUUUGAAGCAUAUUUCCAAAGGCUACUGCCAAAUUCACGAGCCCAGUUUGUCCUUUUGGCUGUAACUGUUGCUAUGGGCAUUUUUGCAUACCUGAAGGGGGAUGUCAAUCCUCAUGUGAGAUAGUACACAAUUUCGGGGGCCCUCCCCCUCAAUUGGGUCCUCACUUUCGAAAGAUAUCGUAUCGUUCACAUACCAAAGCCAUGAAAACAUAAAUAAUUUACAGGGUCCUGAGAAGCGGAACAAAAAAGGUAUAAUAAAAUGUAUCCAUUCCUUUCAUAAAGAGACAUAGAAAUAAUAAGAUUAAAAAAUAAGAUAUGAGUAAAGGUAAUAACUUAAAUUUCAAAUCAUUAAGAGAGAGAAAAAAAAUAACGUUCAUAGAAUUGUAUACAGCUUUGCAUUUUAUGCAGAAAACUUUUAAGCCGAAGGAUUUUAAUUUGCACACACUGUUUCUUUAAUGACUGGUCCGAUUGCAACAAAGUAACUAUGUAGAAUAAAUGGCUAAAAGUUCAGGGAUUAGUUAGUAUGUAAUGGUGUGAAUAGCUUAAAAUUCCUUUAAAUAUAAUUUCAUAAGUUCCAUGAUCAAAUUCCAAUUCUUAAAUUUGUACUUGAGUAAAAAAUACAAACAGCUAUUAUAUUCAGAAUAAUGAACAUUUUACAGCUGUUUAAAACUUAAGUUAAACUUAACUUGUUAGAAUUAGCUCACUAGUAUCAAAAAUUAUUAUAAUUUGCAAUUUUCUAUUAUCAAGGUAAAUACUUUUUCUAUCGUUAAUUGGAAGCGUAAUAAAUUUUGUAACAAACUUAACCUAUAUAUAAAAAAUUAUAUAUAUCAGAAACAGUGUUUAGAAUUAAUAUGUUUUUCUUUUCUCUCUUGUUAUAUAUUUCCAAUAUUUUUUGCCAAAAGGAAAAGUAACACCACAAUUCAUUUUUAUUUGUGAACCUGGAUUUAUAAACAUUUUUGUAGAAAGUUAAGACUGAAUGACAAACUAAUCUAAAACUGAAUAGCACGUUUUUACACAAUUAAAUAUUUUAAUCGUUGAAAUUUCCAUCUGAUAAAGAUUUUUCUCUCCCAAAUAUUUAUUAACAACCCUUUAAUUGUUAAAAAAUUAAAUAAUUAUUAGUUAUGUCAUUCCUCAUGCGAUUAUAGUUACCAAAGAUUUGUUUAUAUAAAAACCUGUCAUUGUUAUAGCUUUUAUUAUAUAGCUUGGUGUUAUUAGUUUAUUAUUUUAUACAUGUAUGUUAUAUUAUUAUUUAAUUGGAAAUACAGUCAUUUUGAU